CAGUGUCUUGGUUUAUAUGUUUUUAUGCCCAUUGCUUUAACUUUUCUUUCUUUUCUUUGCUCAGUUCUCAUUUUUAAAGAUUAGUUAGCAUAAAUGAAGCCGUGUACAUAGACACAGAGGAACAAAUUCAAUGCCUUCAGAUGGUUCCAGAAAUUAAUUUACAGUGGAUAUAGAAAAAAAUUUCACCCACACUUUUAUAAGCGACUGUGCCAUCAUUAUUCUGAGUGGAAUUGUUUUCAGACAAGCAGCUUAUUUGCACACAUUCAGAUUUAACAGGUAGCUAAGAAUACAGAAGUUAUGAGACCCUCUUGAGACCAAAAAACCUGAAGAGAAGAUGCACAAAUGCUUGAAAUGGCACUGUACUCUGUUGGCACUUCACCAAAGUGUUCCUGGAAGAAUGUCACCAUUCUUGGCAAACAGAACACUAUCAAGAACAGAAAAGUCACACAAAGAUGAAAAUAACCCUCCAAAUGGACCCCAAACAGAGAAAAGCAGCCGUCAGCACCAUAGUGGAAGAGACCAGCCAGGACAGACCGGAGAUGAAGCACGGAGCUCAACGCAUUCUACCGCACCGCCUCUGCCAACCACUUGCUGCAUGUCGGGCUGUGCGAACUGCGUGUGGAUAGACUAUGCUGAAGAACUGUCGAGGUUUUACAGCGACGGAGGGACAGAGGCCAUGGCUGCUAUCGAGAAGGAGGUUACUGAUCCGAGCUUGAAGGCUUAUAUACUUAUGGAGAUUAGACUCAAGGGGUUAGGUAAAUAAAGAGGAAGUUUUAGAAAUAUUUUGUACAUAAUAUUUGCUUAUGAAAUUUUAGUCCAAGGGGAAUUCAGUAUUUAAUUGAAUAUUUUGUUAUUUAAAUUUAUUUGUAUAUGUGUGAAUAUUAUUGUAUUAUUGUAUAUACACAGGACAGUGUGAUCACUAAUAGGAUAAUAUAAGAUUUUACUCAGCUUUUUAAGAUAUAUAAUAUAUUCAUUAUAUUUUUGUGAGUAUGAUUAAUAAAAAAAAAAAAUAA
This is a messenger RNA of Penaeus indicus, 1013 nucleotides long. RefSeq names its product oxidoreductase-like domain-containing protein 1. NCBI's taxonomy places the organism in Eukaryota, Metazoa, Arthropoda, Malacostraca, Decapoda, Penaeidae. The transcript has 3 exons. The coding region runs from base 335 to 763 and encodes 142 amino acids. The record is from RefSeq and is a predicted model, not a curated record.